This is a messenger RNA of Phymastichus coffea, 2425 nucleotides long. RefSeq names its product ankyrin-1-like. The transcript is spliced from 2 exons. Bases 538 to 2286 code for a protein of 582 amino acids. NCBI's taxonomy places the organism in Eukaryota, Metazoa, Arthropoda, Insecta, Hymenoptera, Eulophidae. The record is from RefSeq and is a predicted model, not a curated record. Gene Ontology annotation, molecular function: protein binding.
CAGUGUAUAUAUACCUUGUUUGUUGGUACAUGUAUAUAAAAUAUGAGUGACCAAACGGUCGGUAACUUGGUGACUGUUCCGCAAGAGCGCUAUCCUACCUGCCCCAAUCUAACGCUUCUCUGUUUCUAAUUCCAAGUCCCUGCUAUGUGUCAUAUAUAAUCAACGAAGAUAGAUGAUGCCAAAGUGGAUAUAAAUAGAUGCGUAGAAGCGAGGGUCUUUUCGCUUUGUAAAAUAAGUGAGAUUGUGAAUUAACGUGAAGACAAAAAUGAGUAGUUGGUGCAAAGUGACUUCUUUUAAGUAUUAAAUUUAUUAGUUCUCAGCCCCUCUGUCGUUAAAUUAAUUUAACAGCUUCAUAUUUUAUGAAAAUUUUUGUUAGAGAGAUAAAAGUAAAUGUGCUAGAGAGAUAAAUACAAAUGUGGAAAGAAAAUAAGGCUUUGUUAGGCUAUUAACACUACGAUAGUUUGUUGAAUUAGUGAAGGUUGCUCGCGAAAACAUAAGAAAAUUGCAGUACUGCAAGUUAUAUUCACAUAGUUGACAAUGGAUGAUUCACCUAAUUGUGUUUAUAAUUCAUACGAUAUUUUGUUAACCGAUCACAGAGGUUGCAAAACUUUUAAUCGUCACCUAUUACAUUAUAUUUGGAGCCAAGAUGAUAAAGUAGACCGAUUUCUUACAAAACUUGACGAGAUAUCUCAUAUUGAUAAUUUAGUCGAUACUUUUGGAUGUACAUUGCUUCAUUACGCAGUUGAAUACAAUAACGUAUCGAUAUCAGCUAUACUCAUAAAGUUAGGAUGCAGUAUUCAUGCAGUUGAUAAUUCCGGACGAACACCUUUUCUACUAGGUCUGGCGAAGAAAGAUGAGAGCAUGAUCUCUUUGUUGGUUCGCUAUGUAACUGAAGUUUACGUUGAUGAAGGUGUCGGUAGGAGUUGGUUGCACACAAUUUUAAGUGAAGAAAAGUUAUCUAGGUAUGUACCUCGAUUAUUGCUACAAAAAGUGAAAGUGAGAAGUGGCGAUGAUAUGGAGUUAGCUAAUAUACUGAUUGCGGAAAAGUGUGAAUUAUGUUACGCGAUUCAUACAAGGAAAUGUGCUGUAAUAAAAAUAAUGAUAGACCACGGUUUUGCAAUCGAUGCACAAGAUGUGAAAGGGCAUACUGCGUUACAUUUUGCUGUACGUUUUGGGCAAACUGAAAUGGUUAAAUUACUACUAGAAUGCGGCGCUGAUGUGAAUGCUCGAAAUACCAUAGGACAAAUACCAAUAAAUUAUCCAAAUAUUUUUUAUGCCACUGCUGAACAACAAGAUAUUUUGAAACUUCUCCUUGAACAUAGAUGUCAAUGGAGUCUGCUUGAUGAAACUUAUAGAAUGCAAAUAUAUAAUUUGAUGUGCUAUGGACCAAAAGAAGCUAUCGAGAUAUUAUUAAAUUUAAAUGCUGAUUAUGCUGCGCGAGAUGCAUUUCAUCAAACUAUACUUCAUUAUAUAGUAAAAAAUCGUAAUACUGAUGUAGUCCAGUUGUUGAAAUCCCGCGAUAUAGACCCUAACGUUGAAGAUGACAAGGGCCGUACACCACUACAUAUCGCUGCUAAAGAAAAGAACGAAAUAGCUUGUAAAAUUUUUCUUGACAAAGGCGCCGAUGUAAAUAAAGUAAGCGACACUUUUAUAGCAGUCCCGUUGUUUUAUGCAAUCACAGGAGCAGACCAGUACAAUAACUGUAAAAAGUGCAUCGAGUUGCUCUUAGAUCAUGGUGCGGAUGCUCAAUUUAGUGAUAACGGAUAUACAGUUUUCAACGUGCCGCAGUCGCGUAAUUUUGCACGGUUGUCGGUACUUUUAAUAGGACAUUUUGUCUUGCUUGAAGCAUUUGGUAAAGAACUUACUGAAGUGAUUCAGGAAGAAAUUUUUUUAAAUUGUUUUUAUGAAAUGCAAUUCAGUUUUUGCAAACAGCGGCUCAUAAAAACACAACAAGAGACAAUUUAUAAAGAAAUAACAUUAUAUGAUUUUUUAAUUGAAAGUGAAGAUAAGAUUACAUCUUAUAUGUACAAUAACGAAAUUCUCUCGAAAAUACAAUCUUAUAAUUCUGAUUAUCAUUGUAAUGCUUAUAUUAACCACCGAUUUCAGAUGCGUAUAAAUAAUGCUAUAGAACUUGCCAAUUUAAGAAAGCAAGCUACAAUCGCUUUAGAAAAUCUUACAGCAUCGACAAUUAGAUAUAACGAUAUUAUUGUCCGUGAGGUGAUUAGUUACUUGAAUCGUGAAGAUUUACAAAGUCUAGCCAAUUUAGUAGCUGAUAAUAUUGCUUGAUUGAACGUAAGACUGACUAUGUUUCUAAAAAUAUAUUUCAAAAUGGAAAUAAAUAUACUCUUAUUUUGUACACAAAUUGUGAUAAAUUAAUUUAAUUUUGUAUAAUAACCUCGUUACAUAAUACAUUUUAUUCGGUUAC